CACCGAUCGUGAGUGUUAAUUUAUGUUGAAAAUGUUUAAAAGCAUUGUGUUUUCAAUAACAGUUUCUUUACUUUCGAUAUAAAACGUUUUCAUAGUUUUUCUCGAGUAUUCGUUAGCCGAAUGUGUCGUGUAGGGUAUACAAGUGUGCACAGUUGAUUCGUUUCGAGAGAGAGUAUCACUACGUAAUACAAAAAUGGCUACACCUACGAGGACAGGUUUAAAAAAAGUGAAACCAAUUCUCUCGCUCAAUACCGAAGACGCACGUAGAAGAGUGAUAACAUUGUACAAAGCUUGGUAUCGACAAAUUCCUGAAAUUGUUUACAAUUAUGAUAUCCCAAAAAAUCAGGAAGAUUGUAAGAAAAAGUUAAGAGAAGAAUUUCGACGACACAAUGAUUUAAAGGACAUAAGAGUUAUAGAUCUACUUGUUAUCAAGGGUCAAAUGGAGCUUCAAGAAGUUGUCACUUUAUGGAAACCAAAAUCGGCUCUUAUGAACUACUGGAAAGAAACGUGUCAACCAAAGCCGACAGACUUCAUGUCAAAAUUCCUUUCCGGUCAAGAUACGACCGCGUAAUUCUAGUCCGUGUAAAAAUAAAUGCACGUAAAUACUUCUUGUAGAGAUAUAUUUGUAUAGCAACUUACCUAUAACCUAUAGAUUAUAUGAAGAGUUUUGUGUGUGCGUGUGUGUGUGUAUAUAUAUAUAUGCUUUACACAUGACGUCUGUAAAAUAAAAUUGAAAAGGGGAACAAAAUGUAGU
Messenger RNA from Colletes gigas, 754 nucleotides. RefSeq names its product NADH dehydrogenase [ubiquinone] 1 alpha subcomplex subunit 6 (gene ND-B14). The record is from RefSeq and is a predicted model, not a curated record. Lineage: Eukaryota; Metazoa; Arthropoda; Insecta; Hymenoptera; Colletidae. Gene Ontology annotation, biological process: response to oxidative stress. The transcript is spliced from 3 exons. Bases 194 to 571 code for a protein of 125 amino acids.